Messenger RNA from Odontomachus brunneus, 1931 nucleotides. It is a transcript of the gene TpnT, whose product is annotated as troponin T-like. Gene Ontology annotation, molecular function: tropomyosin binding. The coding region runs from base 499 to 1542 and encodes 347 amino acids. Gene Ontology annotation, biological process: regulation of muscle contraction; muscle contraction; sarcomere organization. The record is from RefSeq and is a predicted model, not a curated record. The transcript is spliced from 15 exons. Lineage: Eukaryota; Metazoa; Arthropoda; Insecta; Hymenoptera; Formicidae. Gene Ontology annotation, cellular component: troponin complex.
UUCUCCGUGGCCCACGGACGCGGAUCUCCGCUCUAUUAAUAGUUGAGGGAUGAAAGAAAGAGGGAGGAAGAGAGCGGAAGAGAGACAGCUCGAAUAACGCAGCGGCAGGCGUGCUGGUGCCCGGAGCCUCAGCCGAUGUCCAGUCGUGGCUUUUCGUUGGACCUCAGAGCGGCUCAGGUUGUCGCGGACUCCACAUUCCACGGGGACGAGCUCCUCCUGUGCGUGUCUCUCUGCGAAGUAACCCUUGCUCGCUCUCACCGGCUGGCACCCCCGUGUUCAUACGCGCGCGCCCAACCACAAACACCCACACGAUUAUAUACACAGUACGCACUCGUCCACUUGUAUUGACACCACCUAAGUCCCCUUAAACAGCCGCCAACAUGUCUGACGACGAGGAACAAUACUCCAGCGAGGAGGAAGUCGAGGAAGUGUAAGCAGCCCGAGAAGAAGACCGAGGGUAGAGCGUCCCAAAAGGAAUCUGGCGAGAAUAUCGAGUUUAUGAAGAGGCAAGAACAGAAGAGAAGUGACCUCGACGAACAGAUCAGAGAGUACAUAGCAGAAUGGCGAAAACAAAGAGCCAAGGAGGAGGAGGAAUUGAAGAGAUUAAAGGAGAAACAAGCCAAGCGCAAAGUCACUCGCGCGGACGAGGAGAAGAGAUUGACGCAAAUGAAGAAGGAAGAGGAGGAACGUCGUCAACGUGAUAUAGAGGAGAAGAGACAACGUGACAUCGAGGAGAAAAGAAAGCGCCUGGAGGAGUCGGAGAAGAAGCGACAGGCCAUGAUGCAAGCGUUGAAAGACCAGGCGAGCAAAAAGGGUCCUAACUUUACCAUCACCAAGAAAGAUCUUUCUUCGGGCGAUAUCUCACUGGCGUCAAUCGAGCGUAACAAGACGAAGGAGCAGCUCGAGGAAGAGAAGAAGAUCUCAAUGAGCAUUCGUAUCAAACCCCUGGAAAUUGAGAACCUGUCGGUCGACAAGCUCCGCGCCAAGGCGGCCGAUUUAUGGACGGCCAUAGUAAAACUCGAGACCGAAAAAUACGAUCUGGAGGAGCGGCAGAAGCGUCAAGAGUAUGACCUUAAAGAGCUGAAGGAACGUCAAAAGCAACAACUGAGGCACAAAGCUUUGAAGAAGGGUCUCGAUCCUGAGGCUUUGACCGGCAAAUAUCCCCCAAAGAUCCAAGUCGCCUCGAAGUACGAGCGUCGUGUUGAUACCAGGUCCUACGAUGACAAGAAGAAACUCUUUGAGGGCGGCUACGAUACGUUCAUAGCGGAGACCAGCGAGAAAAUGUGGAAAGAGAAAUCAGAACAGUUUAUGAAGCGCAACAAAACGAAACUACCGAAGUGGUUCGGCGAGCGUCCGGGCAAGAAGACCGGCGAUCCCGACUCACCGGAGGGCGAAGAAGACGUGAAGGCUGCGGUUGACGAGGAGUUCGAGCAGCCGCAGUUUGAAGAAGAGGUCGAAGAGGAGGAAGAGGAGGAGGAGGAGGAAGAAGAAGAGGAAGAGGAAGAGGAGGAAGAGGAGGAAGAGGAGGAAGAGGAGGAAUAAAUCACAUCUGAUUGCUUUUGGCGUGUGUACGUGGAUGUUAAAAAGCGUUACUUCAAGCUCGGCACGAUCAUCGCGCAAUCGCCUAUCGAACCGUCGAAUGUCAGUGACAGCGACGAUAGCGAAGCACCUUCAUGGCGAUAUUUUCAUUCACCUUCAUGCUCCGGUAAUGCCGGAAGCCCCCGUCGCCAUUUCACGUUACCACCAUUUUUUCUCUUCGACGUUCAAGCGGCUGAUGCUCAGGCCAAACGGAUGACAGACGCUACUUCUGCAACAGAUCAUUCUAUUACUACUGUUACUACCACUAUCACUUCUAUCAUCGCGACUGCUACUGCUAUUGUUAUUAUUACUAUGAUUCUAUUGUAAUUGUUAUUAUUAUUACUACUACUCUC